Messenger RNA from Engraulis encrasicolus (European anchovy), 1906 nucleotides. Its product is annotated as solute carrier family 22 member 7-like. The record is from RefSeq and is a predicted model, not a curated record. The coding region runs from base 1 to 1692 and encodes 563 amino acids. Gene Ontology annotation, cellular component: membrane. The transcript has 11 exons. Gene Ontology annotation, molecular function: transmembrane transporter activity. NCBI's taxonomy places the organism in Eukaryota, Metazoa, Chordata, Actinopteri, Clupeiformes, Engraulidae. Gene Ontology annotation, biological process: transmembrane transport.
AUGAAGUUUGAGGACCUUCUUCAAGAGAUCAAUGGCUUUGGAAGGUUCCAGAAGAUGAUCCUCUGUCUCACCUUCCUGGGACGCUUCACAUUGCCAUGUCACUUCCUGAUUAACAACUUCAUCGCGGGCAUCCCGUCCCAUCACUGUGACAUCAACUGGCUGGAUGGUGACGGUGACUUUGGUGACUGGGACCUCCUGAAGAACUUGUCCAUGGAACAGAGGCUAACUGUCAGCAUCCCAAAACAGGCGGACGGGAGCUUCUCCUCCUGUCUCAUGUAUACAGAGCCACAGUUGCAUCUUCUGCAGCUGCAACAACAGACUGGCAACCUCUUCGACAACAAUAUCACCGCCACCCAGCUGCCUACUGUGCCAUGCCAGAAUGGAUGGGUAUAUGACAACAGCACGUUCACCAGCACACUGGCAUCUGAGUGGGAUUUGGUGUGUGAGAGGAAAGGGAUGAACAAAGGCACUGCUACCAUAUUCUUCAUUGGAGUCAUGUUUGGAGCGGUGUUCUUUGGCAGCAUGAGUGACAGGAAGUUCGGUCGCUGCAUAAUGCUGCUGGUGUCGUAUGUGUCAGGGAUGGCAUUUGCUUUGGGCAGUAUCUUCUCCACCUCCUACGUCAUGUUUGCUGUCCUGAGAUUCUUCACCGGCUUCAGCAUUAUAGGCAUUGUCAUUGCCACCUCUGUGCUCAUAGUUGAAUGGGUGGACAUCAAGAGCAGGAGGUUAGUGGGAGUGAUUGACGCUCUAUCUUGGACGUGUGGGUACAUGUUGCUGUCCUUCCUGGCGUUCUUCAUCAGAGAUUGGAAGUGGCUCAUAGUGGCAGCCACCUCCCCUGUGGCCUUCUCUAUAAUAUCUUGGAGGUGGGUACCAGAGUCUGCUAGGUGGCUCAUAGCCAAUGGGAGGCUGGAUGAAGCGCAUCACUACUUAAAGAAGUGCAUCAAGAUGAACGGCAAACAGGAAAAGGCCUCAUCCAUCAAACCAGAGAAUCUAUCUAACAUAGUGAUGUCAGACCGUGGAGGCAGGAAAUAUUCCUACCUGGAUCUGCUGCGGACUCCUAAGAUGAGGAAGCUGGCUCUGUUCACCGGCCUCACCUGGUACGGAGUUGGUUCCACCUUUUACGGCAUCAGUUAUAACAUUGCAGGCUUCGGAGUCAACAUCUAUCUCACGCAGUUCAUAUAUACCACUGUUGAGGUGCCAGCCAGGUUGUCCAUAUACUACCUGAUCGAUAAGAUUGGGCGCCGCAAGACACAAUGCGGGUCUCUGUUCCUGGCUGGCCUGAGUCUUGCCAUGGUGGCAGCUAUCCCAAAAGACCAUAAGUUAGUCAUGACAGUGAUAGCAGUUCUCGGUAAAGGCUUCUCAGCAACUUCCUUUGCCACGCUGGGGCUUUACAGCAAUGAGCUCUACCCAACUGUGGUCAGGCAGAAUGGCAUGGGCUGGAACAACUUAUGCGGUCGCAUGGGUGUGGCGUUAGCCCCCCUGAUCCUGCUGCUGGAUGAUGUGGGGCAUGGUCUGCCCCAGGUCGUCCUGUGCCUCAUCGCCAUGGCAACCAGCCUGGUGGCCAGCCGGCUGCCCGAGACGCGCGGCCGUUGCCUGCCAGAGGCCAUCGAGGACGUGGAGGGGACAAGAGCACCCCAUGUGGAAUCACCAGUUCUCACUGAGGAAACAGAGAAGCUGGGAGACGGAAACAGCUGAUCAGGGUCAUGACGUCAUGCAACUGGGGGUCUUGUCAUCAGACUCAAAGAAAAUGUUGUCAAUCCCAAAAAGUUCAAACUUCCGUGCACAGCUAAGGGCAGGUGCUGUGGUGACUGCAGGAUUAGUAGACACUUUUUCCUUUGUGAAACUGAUGAUGCUACACACGAAACGAGUUGUUUGCUCAUAAGAGAAAUAAAGUUUGUAUAUUCAAGCA